This is a messenger RNA of Ostrinia nubilalis (European corn borer), 6513 nucleotides long. RefSeq names its product sphingosine-1-phosphate phosphatase 1-like. NCBI's taxonomy places the organism in Eukaryota, Metazoa, Arthropoda, Insecta, Lepidoptera, Crambidae. The record is from RefSeq and is a predicted model, not a curated record. Gene Ontology annotation, cellular component: endoplasmic reticulum membrane. Gene Ontology annotation, molecular function: sphingosine-1-phosphate phosphatase activity. The transcript is spliced from 4 exons. Bases 105 to 1370 code for a protein of 421 amino acids. Gene Ontology annotation, biological process: sphingosine metabolic process.
UCUGUGUGCUGUGUACGACGGUCGUAAAAUUGGUUUUCCACGCUUUUAGUAAAAUUAAGGCUAGUUAUUUAAUAAAAUAAAUGGUGAUUUUAUUUUGAAACACAAUGUGGGACAACGCUAUUGAAUAUUUGAAGGAUCCACUACUAGUAGUGAAGGUGCAAAACUUUUUCGGAGUGAUAUACAAAAGUACUCGACAGAGCAAUGAAUCAUCCGAAGUGUUACAUUCCGAUAGGAAAGAGUUCUUGACCGAAGAGUUUGACUUAAAGCAGCACAAGCGGAUUCCUAGUAACAUAUCAAGUAGUUCGCAAUCGUCCCAGUCGUCGUAUGAUACGGAUGUGUCCCAGGAGAGUGGGAAAGGAGAGGUGGUGUGUACGAUAAACAACAGGUUUUGGUAUUACCUGUUCGUGGUGGGUACGGCGCUUGGGGACGAAAUCUUCUACGCGACGUUCAUCCCCUUCUGGUUCUGGAACAUAGAUGGCGCUGUCGGCAGGAGAGUGGUCCUGGUGUGGACCGUUGUGAUGUACAUAGGUCAAGGAAUCAAGGAUAUUGUCCGCUGGCCACGGCCUGGAUAUCCCGUUAAAAAGUUGCAAGAGAAAUGGGCGAUAGAGUAUGGUAUGCCUUCGACACAUGCUAUGGUUGGGGUGUCGAUACCAUUCUCAGUGUUAUUCUAUACGAUGGAUAGGUACCAGUAUCCCGUGCACUGGGGCACAGUAAUUGCUGUCUCGUGGUGCACCCUGAUUUGUGUGAGCAGAGUUUAUCUUGGAAUGCAUAGUGUUUUGGACAUAGCUGCCGGUCUAUUCCUGUCGACGAGUCUUCUGGCUGUGCUAAUCCCACUCGUGGACUGGUUGGACGGAGUUCUGCUCUCAAGCUACUGGGCUCCAGUUGUUGUUAUUGCUCUGUCUAUACUUGUGAUAGUAUUCUACCCUAAUGCAGACAAGUGGACCCCUACAAGGGGCGACACAACGAUGAUAGUGAGCGUGUGUGCGGGCAUCCUCGUCGGAUCAUGGACCAACUACCAGCUCGGAAACAUGCACGCCAGCAACCUCUCACCCCCCUACGAGAUCAUCUGGCCCUCCAUCGAGAUGUUGGGAUGCACCAUCCUCCGAACCAUACUGGGAUUCUGCGGAGUCCUAGCAACCAGAGCGAUCGGCAAGUCUUUCUCGUACGCAUUCAUCUGUGCCCUCUUAGGCAAGGACAAAAACGAACUGCGCAACUCCGAGAACAGCUUAGACAACAAAAACAAAAUCAUCGUCGAGUUGUGCUACAAAUAUUUCACUUACGGAAUGAUAGGGUUCAACACGACAUACGUUUUCCCUAAUGUGUUCGAUUUGCUGAAAAUCAAUAGGCCUACUUAUUAUACUGAAAUUUAAAUGUUUCGGUUGUGAAGUUCGAAAUUUUCACUGCCCGGGGCUUCGCUCGCGUGGGUUUAGCCUUGUAAAGUAUCUCGCAACAUUCCAGUUAAGUAGAAUAUGCUGAGAGGUAGUUUAGUAUUCAGAGUGAAAUUCAGUGCCUGGUGUAACCAUCUACUACAAACGAUAUUUUUUGUUCAAAGAAAUUUAAAGCGAUCAUUAAAGUUUUCCUAAGAUACAGAAACGAAAUCUUUCAGUUUUCACUAUAAAAUAGUAGGUAUUUAAAUAAAAGCUUGCCUAGAUUAGUAUGGUGCGAUGUCAGAGGUUAGAUAGUGAAAAUGUUAUGGAAGAUUUCAUUAGGCGUAGUACCUAAUCAUCUUUCAAAAAUGUCUAUAGUGAUAAAAUAGUGGUGUGUAAAAUGUUAUUAGACAAUUAUAUCGAGAGAGAUUGUUAAUUAUUUUUUCAUAAUUAUGCACAAAUAAAACAUACUUAGUGGAAAUUUCGCACGCAGCAUUUUACACUGUGUAGCGAAUACGAGUUAAAAUUUAGCAUUGUAUAACUGUAGCCAAUCGUCGGGAAACCUUGAAUAUGGAUGGUUUACGAUCAAUGGUAGAAUGCGGAAUUCCUAAAAUAGAAUAAAUGUUCCAAAUUAGAUGUGGAUACUUCAAAAUAAACGCCAUCUCGUUUCCGCAGUCUUUUCAAGUUAAUGACUAAUGAUAUAAAAUGGUAAUUUGUUUUCAUUUAUGAAUAGGCUCGUGAGCGAGACAUCUAUGUAAAUUAGUUUUGUAUUAUCGUUUUAUUUAACAUUUAUAUUUUAGACGUACUAAAUGUUUUUUAGAUGAUGGGCAUAUUGGGCGUUAAACCAACAGAAACAAAAAGUAUACUAAAUUAAAGCUUAAUACUAGUACUUUAUUUCAUUGUAUGACAACAAUCCUGAAAUACGCGGGGAUACGGAGAUAGAGGUCAUAGAAUAUGCAAAGUUUCCAUAGUAUUUCACAUCACACUAGGGUAAUAAAAAUAGUAUUAGGUCAAUUACUUGCUUGUAUCGAUCAUAUUGAUAGUAUUGUAUCAUAUCUUACUAUCGAUUCUAUCGAUUAAGUAUGUAAGUAUACCGAAUAAAUCACAAUCGAUUAUUCGAUUGCAAUAAUCGAGUAUAAUGCUGAAAAUAAAGAAUCAAACUAACAAUCAAAUGAUAGUGAUGAUGGUAAUCAACAAAAUCGAAUUGUUAAUCGAUAAAUCGUUAUUUGGCAAUAUCCAUUAAUAAUCGAUCCGUGAUUGAUUAUGCGACAAUACUACAGCUUAACUGGUAGAAAUCCCAUUGAAACAUGACUGUGUUCAUUUUAUUUCUCUAAAUGGUACCUACGAGUAGGUGUAGUCCUACUCACGUAAUGUAGAACAUGGUACUUAUUUUAUACCACUUGUUGGCCCCACUCCUUAACUGUUGGACAUAAUAAUUGAUAAAUAACUUAAUGUAUAAAUGUAGGUAUAUUAAUUAAUAAUAUUUUUUGUUUGCGCAAUAAAACACAUAUGACUAUUAUACAUUAUGUAAAUUUCCAAGCAAACCCGGGAGUUUUUGGUAGUUAUUUAUAUGAAAAUAUAUUUCUGAUACUAAGUCCUAACAGAUAAUAGUAGUUACAUUUCUGUUGGUUUUACGCCCAGAUUCCAUAGAAAAGUGCCCAUCAUCCUUUCUACAAAAUGCGAAUAAAUACAUAUUAGCACAACUGAUACAAUAAAUUGUCUUUCAUUGAUUCUAGAGGUUGCGCCACUAUCAAUAUUUACGGUGAGGCAUUGGGUAGCUAAUCGAAAUAUUUUAAUUGUAUUUGAAUAUGGUUUCACUUGGCAGACAAAUAUGUGGGUGUGUGUUGUGCCUUUAAGGUGCAUUGUUAUUUUUUGUUAUCAAACUGUCAGCCCCUCUAGACAAAGCAACACUCGUGACAGUUUUAAUUUUGAAAUCGCUUCAAGUAUUUUUAUUCAAAAACGCCGGGGCGAAACGAUUUCGGUAUUUCAACUGUCACUUUGUCUAGGGGCUGGCAUAGGUUCGUUCACUCAGCACAUUAAUAUUUGAACACCAUGGUUUGUUUUAAAUUACUAUCUAUUUUUGUACACGUCAUACCUGAAUGUAUAAAUGUAAAUAUUGAAAAUUUAUGUAACUGAGCUAGUUUGAGUCUACUGAGUUACGUGGUGGUAAAAAGGCAGUGAUUUCCAAUUAGUUUUUUUAAAGUUGAGUCCAAAUAGACGCAUGGCUUAGUUUCAAAACUUUUAUAGGACUGUCUAAUUCACAAACAUUGCUAUGAGGUCUCACAGUGCGCGUGAACGCACAGGGUGACCUACGAACCAAUCACAAAACUCCAUAAUCUAUUCAACGUUGUGUGUUCGAUAUGCUGGUUCACUUAAGCAUGCAUCGAUUGUGAAUACGGGGGUAAUUUUAAUAAAGUAUAUUGACAGUGUAUAUGAGGUUAGUUCAAGAGGUAUAUUUCAAAGCCUGUCGCGUCUCCCGUGGUAGUCUGCGGGUUCGAAUCCAGCUAGUAGUAAAGUCAUUGACUUGACAUACUUUAUUUUAUUAAUUUAUUUUAGUGUUUUAUCUGUAAUCUAGUCGCUAUAGUCUGAUAAGUUUGAAGCAAAUGUAAGAAUUGAUUGAUUAAUUUCCGCUCAAUCACUCCCACACUUGAAAUGAAAAUUAAAUCAUUCCGCACCUCUGCAAUAAUCUAGGUUUAAUGCAUAGUAAUACCACUAAUUGGGAAUCGCUGCAAGAUUUUAGAAGUAUGACAUUACAUCACAAUAAUUUAUAAACAUAGCACAAUAAUAAUAGGUCUGUCCGUUAUUUGUAUGUACUAGGGGAAUAUGAGUGAAUGACAUUGGCGUUAUCGGAACCCCGUGUUUCAACACGCUUUAGUUAGUCAUGGGUUUCUCAUGUUUAAUAUGGGUCGUAAAUUUUAUACAAUAGUUUGCAACUAGUAAAAUAAAACGUAUUUUCAAACGAUUUUAAUAUUUCUCACUACUUACUAUUUCUAUUAAUACUGGAUGAUUUUUUUACCGACUCGAUAUUUGAUGCAAAAAAUCCGCUGUUUUUUUCCAAAAGUUCGAUACAGGUUGACCAAAAUGUUUUUUGGUCAACCUGUAUCGAACUUUUGGAUUAUACAUACAGCUGUUUUUUUGCGAUUUCAGAGUUGGUUUCAUAGUGAAAGUUGUAAUUCAUGUGUAAAACAUCCUGUAAUACAUAAUAUCGAUACGUUAAAAAUCAUCCUGUAUAGGUAUAGCUCGUUUCAUCCACGAAGACGCGCCUCAUCAAUUUUUGGUCGAGGGAAGCGCGGGGUGCGGUGAAUAAUACAUUUUCUACAACAUAAUUAUGUCUUUAUCGUUUUUCCUUAUAGAUAACAUUAUGUCGAAUAUAAAAUAACGAGUACCUGUAAUGUGAAUAUUGUUUGUUGUUAGUAUUUGUUUAUCAUAGACUCCGCCUAGGUUUUUCCAUUAAAGCGAACGCAUGUAAGUACCUAAUCGUAAUGAUUUCUAUAUUUUCCAUUCAAUAGCCCAGAGUUUAUUAAUUGAUUUAAUUAUAUUUAAUUCCACUACGAUGGUAUAAUAACCAUUUGCAAUAAGUAAUCAUUUGUUAUACAGUGUAUACAGUUCAUAAUAUAAAUAUCGAGUAAUAAAAAUAUCCAGUUGUGAGAAAGAGGCUUCUAAAUGGUUAAAUCUUUCAUGACGUAUAUCCUUUGGCCGAUUUAUUGUCAUUCAUUUGUUAAACAAUGAAUAUGAAUGCAAAAUUGACGCAAAACAAAACAAUUGAUAUGCUUGUUUCUAAUGCAAAAUUUAUGAAUUACCGUCAUUACAGAAAACAACAUACAUAGGUAAUGUAAUUAGAAAUUCGUGUUAAAAAUCCGUCAUAAUUUUCUUAGUUUUUUGUUGAUUUUGACGUCAGAACUUACAAAUGAUAAUUAUUUUGUGAAUAUGUUUUUAAUUGGUAAUGCUUAUCUGUAAUAAAAGUUUCGAAAUUGUAUCAUAGUGUGUAUAAUAUGAUUUUUAUUUCAAUUGCUAGAUGCGUUCGCUCUAGCUGUAAGUUGUUACACGACCAUUCCAAAUUCUAAUGCAGCAGCUGUAGCAGUAUCAAUGUUGCAGUCAAAACUCAUAAUCACUCAAUAUCACUUUUGACUAAUUUUUCAGAAGUCAAAAGUGGUUUCACCUCAUUUAAAAUUUUACCAAUCUAUCCAAAAAUUCAGUUUUGACUGUAACAUCAAUACAGAAGUUUCUUCGAAUCCUUAUCUAUGAUAUUAAAUUGUAAUUUACACAUUGUUGUAGCGUAUUAAUUUUCAGACGUCAAAAGAUUAUAGUAGGUAGCUUAGUUGUUAAGCCGAAUGUUGAGGCGUACCACAUGGUCUUCACGUGACAAACUAUUGUUACGCAGUUAGUCUAUCUAUUAUAUAGGGUCGAUGAUCUACCAUUGUAUGCCAAAGCUGAUGUCUAUCGAAUUUCCGUAUGCAAGCCAAAAUCUUGAAUUUGUUCAAAUCAAAAUUACGAACUCUGGUACCUACUAAUUAUGUAAAAAAGCACACAUAUCUACCCAUGUUAUAACUGCUUACGCUUACAGAUAAAUAUUAUUUUCACCCAUCAAAAUGAUCGAUUAAAUUAAUAAGAGAUUAGUAGUAAUUCAGGUACCUACUUUGGUGUCUGUUCAAGGGUUUAAAUAUUGAAACAUUCCACCCGAAUAGGGACACCUGGCAUCACCCUACGGCUUUCGGACCAUAUCGACUUGGUAUACAGUCGACAACGACAUAUGCGUGUAGUCAGCGUCAAAUAGUUAGUGACACCCAAAGUAGUAAAAAAGAUCGCAACACGUCUUUGUUACAAUUGAAAUAAAGUUGUGUUGUCCACUGGGUGUCGCGAACUAUUGGACGCUGACUGUGCUAAAUACCUACGUCAUCUGCGUCUCGGCAAAUAAUACGCAUCAAAUAAACAAUUUGUUACUAGAAAUUGCAGAUGUUUACGUGUAAAUAACUAUGUUAGUUUUUUUUGUAUCUUAUUAUUUUGUUGUUCCAUAGUGCCUCUUAUUUAUAAGGUACAAGCCAACAAACGCGAGAGCUAUGUGGCGUGUGCCAGUAUGAACAAUCUUGUGAUACAUAUUUUAUGAAGUUACUGCCAUCAAAAAUUAAAAGUAUUUGCACUAUUAUAA